Sphaeramia orbicularis (orbiculate cardinalfish) is the source of this 2233-nucleotide messenger RNA. RefSeq names its product chromosome 20 C18orf63 homolog (gene c20h18orf63). The transcript has 13 exons. The record is from RefSeq and is a predicted model, not a curated record. The coding region runs from base 6 to 1850 and encodes 614 amino acids. Lineage: Eukaryota; Metazoa; Chordata; Actinopteri; Kurtiformes; Apogonidae.
UCACGAUGAGCGUACGAGUCCAGGAUCCAGCUCUGUUUUUCCUCAGACUUCCUGAUCUGAUGACGUUGUGUGGAAUCACUCUGACGCUGCAGGACGACGAGGACGAACCGAGGACCAAACAGAUCAGAACCUGCAGGGAGCUGGUGCUGCUUUUCUCUGAUGUCCUGGCAUCUCCGGCUCUGGAUUCAUUCACCGACAUCUCGGUGGUCAUGGCGAUCCCGUUUUUCCAGAAAGGCGUUGUCCAGGCGUUUGGGCGGAGACACCGGCUGAAGGUCAGUUGUCCUCAGAUUGUGUCUCCAGGCGUCUUCCAGUGCUGUCUGUCCUUCUCCCUGGUCACCAGACUGUCCCCCCGCUGGAACAAAGCAGGACGUUACCUCAUCUGCGGUCAGGACUUCCUUUCUGGGAGGGGGAGGCUGAAUGCCAUCAGUCUGGAGUUGAGCACCAGUCGGGGUCAAAUGUGUUUCAGCAUCGAAGCCAACGCCGUCCGACUCCCCCCGACCGCACUGCAGGACCUGGACCUCCCCCCGCUGGUGCUGAGGAGGUUCUGCAGUGACCCGGGUUGUGUCCUGGACCUCUGGGCCACUGGUCGACCCUUCUGGUGCCACAUCCUGCCCAGCAUGAAGAAGGGUCAGAUUAUGAGCAUCAGUCGUCAGCUGCCAAAAGACGGACCCUUCAGGACCUACAUGGACCUGCAGACCCACUGGACCCGCCUGUACGGCUACAGACUUCCUGAUCUCCCAGAGGACGACGUGGUCUACUGCAGCGUCUACUUCAGGCCAGUCGGAGACAGACUCUUCACGUAUCCUCUGAGCUGCAUCCGCCUACAGCCGGUGCAGCGCUGUCCCAGCGUUGACCUCCAGGGGGUGCUGAGCUGCUUCCUGUUCGACCUCAGGGAGAAGCUGCGGACGGUGUGCGGACUGUCCACGCGUCUGACCAGUCAACCCUGUUACGCGGAGGUCAAGCUGAACACGGCGUCGUCAGCACAGGUGUCGACUGGUUCCCAGGUGAACCUGAGCUCCUCUUCCUCCAUGAGGCCGGUUCUUACCCAGCUCCCUGCCCCUCCUUCUGCCCGACCUCUGAAGCCCUUCUUCGGAUCACAGCCUCCAUCGUGGGCCCCUCCCUCCCAGAGUGUGUCUUCAUCUGAUUUGUCUGGAUUUCACCCGUCUUCUUCCUGUUCCCCACCAGCCUACCAGCCAUCUUCCUCCCCCAGCUCCACCUCUGUCGCCCCCCCUCUUCUUCCCUCAGUAAACCCUCCUCCUCCUCCUAAAUUGGUUCCUAUCUUCAAGAACAAGCAUCCCUCUCGUCAUGUUAACGUUGCUCUGCUCAGAGUCCAGAGGCAGAAGGAUCAGCUGAAUGGGGGAGGAAAGGGCAAGGGGAGGGUAACACUGCCCACCAUCGGGGCAAACACCUCCUCCACCCACGUGUCCUCUUCCCUCCCUGUUCCCAGCUUCAGCCAUCACCACAAAACUCCACCGAGUUCCUUAAGAGUGAAGUUCGUCCCCUCCUUCACCCCCUCAAGGAAGCCUAAACCUGCUCUGGUCCUCUCUGCAAAACCAGAGAAAAGAAUUAAACCCCAGGAGAACUUGGACCAGACCUCUGCUGUCGCCUCCUCCAGCUCUAAAGAGAAGGAGGAGCCUCCAUCUGAUCCCUCCUCCAGCAGCAAACAGAGAGCUGUGAAACGCAGAACUGCAGUGAAAGACGUGGAGAAAAUGGCCCGAAGAAACCAGCUGUGGAAGGUGAACUCUGGGACCCUGAGGUCAUGGCUCAGAGGACGAGGAGUCAACGUUGACGCCAAACUCCAGAAGGCGGAGCUAAUGCUGAAGGUUAUGGGCUGUUUGGCCGAAGCCUAACGCACGCACACACACACGCAGACACACACACACACACACACACCCACACACGGCUUUAACAGACUCCCUUUUAGUACAGUAUUAACGCCACCGAAGCUCCUCAUUUAAGGAUGAGACGUUGGAUCGGGCCUCUUUAUCAUCUGAAUCGCAGACGAGGCGUCUCAUCCUCGCAAAUUGAGAUCCUGAAGAUUUGCCAGAAUUAAAUUGUCGUAUCAGAUAAAGUCAUUUAAAGGUCCAGACGAAGGGACACAGUCAAAGUACAGACAGUUACAUCUUAACGGUUAAAUGUUAUUUUCUCUGGUCUUUAUGCUUCUGCUGAUAAAGCAGGGCUGUCAAACACGCGGCCCGUGGGCCAAAACCGGACCGCCAAAGGGUCCAGUCCG